GUCCUCGGCGCGGCGGCGCGCCCGGCGGGUGGGCUGCUGAGGCGGCUCGGCCCCUGAGCUCGGGGCGCCGCCCGUGUGUGCCCGCUGCCCCGGAGGUAGCGGUGGCUUGGUGCUCGCGGUGCACCGAGAGGGCUAGCGCGAAUAUUCAUCACCCAUAUAAUGGAUUUUAUAGUUCAGAUUGUUUUAUUCUGGAUUUCAUGGUAACAAAACAGGAAGCAUUCUUAAUUUCUCAUUUCUGCAAGUAGUCAUGACUACUGAGAAAAUAAUUUUUUUAAGCUACAACAGAAUUCAUUUUGGUACCUUUUAUGGAAAUCCUGAUUUUGUUUUUAAUUUUUAAUAACUUUUUGCUAAAGGUAUGAAGAAGCAGCUUAUCUUGUUAGGCAAAUACACAUUAAUAAGAAUGUCUAGAAGAGGAUCAAUCCUUCAUACCCGGACCCACUGGCUAUUGUUGGGACUUGCUUUGCUCUGUAGCUUGGUAUUAUUUAUGUACCUUCUGGAAUGUGCCCCUCAAACUGAUGGAAACGCAUCUCUUCCUGGUGUUGUCGGAGAAAAUUAUGGUAAAGAGUAUUAUCAAGCCCUCCUACAGGAACAAGAAGAACAUUAUCAAACCAGGGCAACGAGUCUGAAACGCCAAAUUGCCCAACUAAAACAAGAAUUACAAGAAAUGAGCGAGAAGAUGAAAUCAUUACAAGAGAGAAAGAAUAUAGGGGCUAAUGGCAUAGGCUAUCAAGGCAACAAAGAGCAACCAUCUAGUGAUCUUUUAGAAUUUCUUCAUUCCCAGAUUGACAAAGCUGAAGUUAGCACAGGAGCCAAACUACCCAGUGAGUAUGGGGUUAUUCCUUUUGAAAGUUUUACUUUAAUGAAAGUGUUUCAGUUGGAAAUGGGUCUCACUCGUCAUCCUGAAGAAAAGCCUGUUAGAAAAGACAAACGAGAUGAAUUGGUAGAAGUUAUUGAAGCUGGCUUGGAGGUCAUUAAUAAUCCUGAUGAAGAUGAUGAACAGGAAGAUGAGGAGGGUCCCCUUGGAGAGAAACUUAUAUUUAAUGAAAAUGACUUCAUAGAAGGUUAUUAUCGCACUGAGAGAGAUAAGGGAACACAGUAUGAACUCUUUUUUAAGAAAGCAGACCUUAUGGAAUAUAGACAUGUGACCCUUUUCCGCCCUUUUGGACCUCUCAUGAAAGUGAAGAAUGAGAUGAUUGAUAUUACUAGAUCAAUUAUUAAUAUCAUUGUGCCACUUGCUGAAAGAACUGAAGCAUUUGCACAGUUUAUGCAGAACUUCAGGGAUGUUUGUAUUCAUCAGGACAAGAGAAUUCAUCUCACAGUGGUGUAUUUUGGUAAAGAAGGUCUAUCUAAAGUCAAGUCUAUCCUAGAAUCUGUCACAAGAUUGGCUUCUUCCACAUGGUGAGGGAUAUGACUGUUGGCGGCUCUGGGCUCACAUCUUCUCAGCUUUGCCAUCAGAGAGGAAAGAGCUUUCUCCCAGCUCCAGUUGAGGAAAUCCCAGGGAAGGACAUUUUGCCCACUCUUGAGCCAAUCACUAUGGCCAGGUGGGGCAGGGGUUUUGUGAUUGACCCCACUUGAGCCUGUUCCCCACUCCUAGGAAAUCAUGUGGUUGGGCUGGGUAGAAUGAAGGGUAUUCUGUAAUCAGUGCUUCUGCUUGGUACUGGACAUGCAGGGUGGUAAUGGACAGUUUCCACAAAAGAAGGGAGAGAUUUAUAUGCCAUAAAAUGAGGAGGAGAGUCAUGGGCACCUAGAGCACUUAGAGUCCACUCCAUGCAUUAUUUGAGCCUUUACUUCCAUUUCUCCGUUACCCAUGCUAUACUGUUGUAGGAGUAAUCUUCCUCACAUGUUCCUGUUUUUGAUUCAACUGUAUCCUAGUGCAGUGGUUCUCUAGCUUUAGUGUCAGAGGCAUCUGGAGGGCUUACUGAAACACAGAGGCUUAGUUCCACCCUUUGCCUCUGAGUCAGUAUGUGAGAUGGAACCUGAGAAUUUGCAUCUAACAAUGUGCCAGGGGGUGCUGAUGCAGUGGGUUUGAGGGCCUCAGGGUGAGAACCACUGUCCUAGCAGAAAACCAUACUGACUCCCCCCUUGCCUUUUGGGUUCUUUAACCUUGCAUGGUAGGUACACCUCAAUCUGAGCCUCCUCUCAUUGUUCCCAUUUUAGAGACCCUUUGUUCCCAUCUGAUUUGUCUGACCUCUAAAUGCUUUCUACUUUCUUACCUCUUUUGCUUUUGAGAACAAUUAUUUGGAAUGACUCACCACUGCCUUCAGGAUUUUAACCCAGGCAUAACUCAAGUCCUGCUUCUAAUAUCUUCUCUAACUACUCCAGACAUAGCAAUCUCUUCCCAGAACUGCUGUUCAUUCAUUCAUUCAUUCAGCAAAUACACAUUGAACUCCUACUCUGUGAGGACUCUGUGUGCAUAGUAUGAACAAAACAAAAUCCCUGCUCUCAUGGAGUCAGGGAGACAAACAAAUAUAUCUGGUGAUACUAAGGAAAACAGCCAGGGAAGAGGAUGGAAAUUAAAGAGUGGGAGGUUGGACUACUUCUGAAAUGGUAUCUGGAAGUAUCACCCUGACAAGGGGGCAUUUAUGCAGAGACCUUAAAGAUGCCCUAAAAGCUCUCUUUGUGUGUAUCAUUCAUGUAGAAUUUAUUAUUGUUGUUGUUACUAUCAUCAUCAUCAUCAUCAUCAUCAUCAUCAUCAUCAUCAAAUAUGAUGGCUAUUUUUCCAUGGAUGUAUUUCCUAUCUCCCUGAUAGGUUUUUAGGAUUUCAAGGGUCAGUGGCCAGUUGGUAACUAGAAGUCUCAUACCACCAAUGUAUUUCCUCAAUUGUGGGCAUUUAGUGAAUAUCUGUCUCUGUUGAUGGGAAGUUGAUGAUUUCCUUUCCCUUGUGUGAAUAUAAAACCAACAUAAUAAAAUAUUUGAAGUAUAAAACAUUUUGUAAGUUCUGUUGAAGAAAAAGUAUUGUUAACUUUAAGUGGGACUUAGCAUUUGUUGU
Molecule: messenger RNA, 2989 nt
Organism: Sciurus carolinensis (gray squirrel)
Lineage: Eukaryota; Metazoa; Chordata; Mammalia; Rodentia; Sciuridae
Gene: Csgalnact2
Product: chondroitin sulfate N-acetylgalactosaminyltransferase 2
Exons: 5
Coding region: 356-1402 (348 amino acids)
Cellular component (GO): Golgi cisterna membrane
Molecular function (GO): glucuronosyl-N-acetylgalactosaminyl-proteoglycan 4-beta-N-acetylgalactosaminyltransferase activity
Source: RefSeq, a predicted model, not a curated record